Xyrauchen texanus (razorback sucker) is the source of this 4561-nucleotide messenger RNA. It is a transcript of the gene rfc1, whose product is annotated as replication factor C (activator 1) 1. Gene Ontology annotation, cellular component: nucleus; DNA replication factor C complex. The transcript has 24 exons. NCBI's taxonomy places the organism in Eukaryota, Metazoa, Chordata, Actinopteri, Cypriniformes, Catostomidae. The coding region runs from base 184 to 3576 and encodes 1130 amino acids. Gene Ontology annotation, biological process: DNA replication; DNA repair. The record is from RefSeq and is a predicted model, not a curated record. Gene Ontology annotation, molecular function: DNA clamp loader activity; DNA clamp unloader activity; ATP binding.
UGCUGCAUUUUACAAUCUGGAAAAUCAACAACACAAAGUCACUGUGCGGAUCUAUUCGGCUUCAUAUCUGCGUCAUCACGCUGCGCCUGAGCUGAGUAUCUUUGGCGCCAAAGAAGACUGGAGAAGCACUACUGUCCCGCAAUCUGUCCAAAAUAAAGAAAAGAUAUUGACACAUGCUUAAAAAUGGACAUCCGGAGGUUUUUUGCGCCCACCAAACCUGCGGCGCCCAAACCUUCAAACGGAAGCACCAGCACUGAUGAAGAACCGAAGAAGAAAAAGAAAACAAAAACUAAGGUCACAAGUCCCAAAUUGGAUGAGAAACCUACUGGAAAACGAAAAAAAAGAGUCAUAAUUGAUUCAGACUCUGAGGAUGAGAAGGAAGAGAGGAAGACCAAGAAGAGCACUAAAGAGACAGCUGCCUCCUCAGAGAAGAAACACCCAGUGACUUAUGUGUCUGAUUCUGACUCAGAUGAUACAUUUGUGACUCUGAAAAAGUCCUCCAAAUCCAGAGAAAAUGGAACAGUUAAAGGCAAGAAGGAAUCAGACUCAAAAAAAACUAAAGAGGUAAAAACAUCCUCCAGUAAAUCUCUGACCACAGCUGUGAAGGGAAGGGGGAAGAGCUCUCAGUCCAUCACCUCCCCAAAGACAGCACCAACCCCACUCAAACAGACCCCCACCUCAGUAAUGGACUUCUUUGGGAGCUCUAGUGUUCAGAGAUCGGACAAGAAAAUGGUGGCCAGUAUGAGCAUUAAAAGGAAGGCAGAGUCUGAAGAGUCACUCAUUGAUGAAGGCAUUGCACGAGAAAUGCAGAUGGAUGAUGACAUGGAGAUGGAGAAGCAGAUCCAUGAUGAUGAGGAAUUUGCAAGAACAUUAGCCAUGCUUGAAGUUCCCUUAGCGAAAAAGACUUGUGUAGACUCGGUUUCCCCCUCAAAGGGCAGCUCUCAGACAAAAACCUCAGAGACCAAGGCCAAGCUAAAGGACACAUCCCCUAAAACAAGCCCCAUAAAGACUAGCUCCAAACUGGCUCAGAUGAAAAGACAACAGGAACAAGUGGAAGUAGAAAAGAGAGAAAAGCAGAUUAAGAUCUCUCCAAAAAAGGAGCCAUUCUCACCUAAAAGCUCAGAGCGGGCCACCACGCCCAAAACAGGAAGUUCUACAGGAAUUACUAAAUCAAGUUUUUCUACACCUAAAAGUGAUGGUGCACUCAUUAAAACUUCACCAACAAAACCAGAGAAUACAAGUAUAGAGGACCUAGAAAAGAAACGGGCAAAUACAUCAGCAUACCGUAACUAUCUGAACAGAGAAGGACCUCGAGCACUGGGGUCUAAAGAAAUACCACAGGGAGCAGAUAACUGUCUGGAGGGGUGUGUGUUUGUGUUGACUGGUGUGUUAGAGUCUUUGGAGAGGGAUGAUUCGAAGUCACUAAUAGAGCGAUACGGUGGGAAAGUAACAGGAAACGUCAGCCGCAAAACCACUUACCUUGUUUUGGGACGAGACAGUGGAGUCUCAAAGACCGAGAAGGCGGAGAGUUUUGGCACUAAGAUUAUUAAUGAAGAUCAGUUUUUGGAGCUUAUAAGAACCAAACCAGGCAAGAAGUCCAAAUAUGAGAUUGCAGCAGAGGCAGAGAAUAAAUCGGCUAAAACGAGGACCCCAGACUCUAGAGGCAAAGCCACUCCUGCAACCAAAAAGGCCUCACCAAAAUUGCUGAGCCCUAAAAAGAGAAGCCCUUUAGUGGGGAAAUCUAAGCCUGGCUCUGCUUCUACCUCUGGAUCAUCUGGAGCUUCUCGUUCAAAUUCAGAUGUCAAAAAGAGUUUGAGCUUUGAUAAGACCAAGAUGACAUCUACCCCAGAGAAAGACGGGAGUAGCCUGUUGUGGGUGGAUAAGUACCGGCCACGUAGUCUGAAGAAUCUUAUUGGGCAGCAAGGGGAUCAGAGUUGUGCCAACAAACUUCUGCGUUGGUUACAGAACUGGCAUAAAAAUCACAGUGGCAAUGCAAAAGCACCAGCCAAGUUUGGUAAAUUUGGGAGUAAAGAUGAUGGAUCUGGAUUUAAGGCAGCAUUGUUAUCCGGACCUCCUGGUGUUGGAAAGACCACUACUGCUGCUCUCGUCUGUGAGGAGUUGGGUUACAGCUACGUGGAGAUGAAUGCCAGUUGCACCCGCAGUAAGAACAGUUUAAAAGAAGUGAUUGCAGAAUCACUGAACAACACCAGCAUUAAGAACUUCUAUACUGGUGCAUCUCAGACAGUGAGCAGUAAACACGUCCUUAUAAUGGAUGAGGUGGACGGGAUGGCAGGAAAUGAAGACAGAGGAGGAAUUCAGGAGAUGAUUGGUCUGAUAAAGCAGUCAAAGAUACCCAUUAUCUGCAUGUGUAAUGACCGCAAUCAUCAGAAGAUUCGCUCACUGGCCAACUACUGCUAUGACCUGCGAUUUCAGAGACCCCGUGUUGAGCAAAUCAAGGGGGCUAUGAUGUCUAUAGCUUUCAAAGAGGGUCUGAAGAUCCCACCCCCAGCACUGAAUGAAGUCAUCUUGGCAUCCAAUCAGGAUAUUCGUCAGGUGCUGCAUAAUCUGAGCAUGUUCUCAGCUAAAGACAAAGUCAUGACCUAUGACCAAGCCAAAGCUGAUGCUAACAAUGCUAAGAAGGACAUGAAAAUGGGUCCGUUUGAUGUGUGUCGGAAGGUGUUUGCCUCAGGGGUGGAAACUGCCCACAUGUCUUUGAUUGACAGGUCAGACCUUUUCUUCCACGACUACUCGUUAGCACCUCUGUUUGUCCAAGAGAACUACAUACAUGUCCGACCAGCCGCUGCAGGGGGAAAUCUGAAGAAUCAUUUGGUGUUGUUGAGUAAAGCAGCAGACAGCAUUUGUGAUGGAGAUUUAGUGGACAAACAGAUCCGCUCCAGACAGACCUGGUCUCUGCUUCCCACACAGGCGAUCUAUGCAAGUGUGUUGCCGGGGGAACUGAUGCGGGGUUAUAUGAGUCAGUUUCCAACCUUUCCCAGCUGGUUGGGCAAAUUCUCAUCAGCGGGCAAACACAGCCGCAUCAUACAGGAGCUCGCUUCACACAUGAGUCUUAAAACGUUAAGCAGUAAGGAAGCAAUAAAUCUGGAUUACCUGCCAUAUUUGCGUUCCGCAGUAUUGGAGCCUCUUUGGUCCCAAGGUGCUGAGGGAGCCAAUCAGAGUGUUAAGCUUAUGGACAAUUAUGACAUUAUUAAAGAGGAUGUUGAUAACAUGAUGGAGAUCAGUACAUGGGGCGGAGAACCAGAUCCUUAUUCUAAAAUAGACUCCAAGGUGAAAGCUGCGUUUACACGAGCAUACAAUAAGGAGUCCCAUCUAACUCCAUACUCUUUACAUGUGGUUAAGAAAAGCCGUAAAGGUGCUGUUGACCCUGAGCUUGUAGGAGAUCUUGACAAUGAAUCUCAGUUCCAGGAAGAGGAAGAAGAGGAAGGGCUUACCACAGAUGCCAUGAUCAAGCAGAAGAAAGCCAAACCAGCAAAAGAGGCCAAGCAGACGAAAGCAGGGGAUUCUGGGAAGGGGAAAGGCAAGGGUAAAGGAAAGGGAAAAGGAAAGAACAAAGACUGAGAUAAACAUGAGGAGAGAGAGAGAAGCCCCUCAUCUCUCUGUUUCAUAACGAUGAGUGGGUGAAGUAAAGAUGACAUCAGCUCCAUAAACAGAACGUUUUGUCUGUGACUCAUACUUGUGCACUUCCUGAAAACCAUCACUCAACUAAACCUGCUUUCAGCAGAGCAGGCACUGCAGGAACCAUGAGCAGGGGGUGGACCACACACUUCACAAAAGAUGUUAUUAUAUAGUUCACCAUUCUUCAAACAUAUCAGACUUGGCACAUGCAUUAUACUGUUAACACAUGGAGUUAAUGUUAUAUUCAUCUCAAAGGUAUACAUUAUUAAGGGCACUUAAUUUCAUCUCACUCUUGCAUCAAGAUGACAAACUGAGUAUUUCAAUAUAUUAACUCCUAGUUUUCAAACACAAACACGUGCGCGCGCACACACUUGUUCAAUAAAGACAUGCUUACCCACUUUAUUCCUGAAUGUCAGCUUAGUUGCCACAGAGCACCUAAUUGUAAAUAUCUAUCUGCCAUAUUAGCAUUUGUCCUUUAUAACUUUGGAUAAUGCAGAUAUAUAAAAUAAUCUCUGUUUCUUAGUGUUACAGCAUUUCUAUUUCAGCACUUUCGAAUACAGUCCGAUAGUGUGUAUUAUUAGCCUGAAGAUUACUCUGUAAAUGACUACUUUGUUUGAUUGAAUAAUUAAAAUGAGGAUUAUGUCAUAGUGAUGUAUUGUGUUUGCUUGUUGUAAUUAUCUCCAUGGCGCAUUCUACUUGAAGAUGCACAUCUAAAGAAUGUAUGAUGUUGGUGGCCCAGAAUGGCAAAAACAUCUAAAUUGUACUGUAGCUCCUAUGAUGUAUAUCUUCUAGGAGAACUGAGUAAACUGCUACAGGAAGUGUAUUUUUACAGGAGCUAAAAUGAACAUCAUUGCAGUCUACUUCUCAAUGCCUGUAGACUAACAUGAAGACUUUAUUAGGCCAUUAUGUACAGCAGUAAAAUGUAAUA